This is a messenger RNA of Puntigrus tetrazona (Sumatra barb), 4055 nucleotides long. RefSeq names its product formin binding protein 1-like (gene fnbp1l). The transcript is spliced from 15 exons. Gene Ontology annotation, biological process: signal transduction. The record is from RefSeq and is a predicted model, not a curated record. NCBI's taxonomy places the organism in Eukaryota, Metazoa, Chordata, Actinopteri, Cypriniformes, Cyprinidae. Gene Ontology annotation, molecular function: protein binding. Bases 169 to 1968 code for a protein of 599 amino acids.
CGCGGCAGAGGCGCAUUGUGUGUCGGAAAUGGGAAAACCCUGAACCGUGUGCUUGUCGCUGCUGGCUUCACUGGAGUAUAGAGAGUUACACGACGGCAGAGAGAGGGACGAACAAGCAGCCCUGGAGUUUUAAGCGGCGAAGACGUUAGUUCUUGGAGUUUUUUCGCCAUGAGCUGGGGAACGGAUCUUUGGGACCAGUUCGACAAUCUCGACAAACACACGCAGUGGGGCAUCGACUUCCUAGAACGCUAUGCAAAGUUUGUCAAGGAACGUCUGGAGAUUGAGCAGGCCUAUGCAAAGCAGCUACGGAGUUUGGUUAAGAAAUACUGCCCUAAGCGCUCCAAAGAUGAUGAGCCCAGGUUCACAUCCUGUUUGUCAUUCUACUCCAUACUGAAUGAGUUGAAUGAUUACGCGGGUCAGCGAGAGGUUGUUGCUGAGGAGAUGGGGCACAAAGUGUAUGGGGAGCUGAUGAGGUACUCACAGGACCUGAAGGGGGAAAGAAAACAUCAUCUCCAGGAAGGACGGAAGGCCCAACAGUAUCUAGACCAGUGCUGGAAACACAUGGACAACAGUAAAAAGAAGUUUGAACGGGAAUGCAAAGAGGCAGAGAAAUCACAGCUCAUCUACGAAAGACUAGACAACGACAUCAACGCCACAAAGUCAGAGGUGGAAAAGGCAAAGUCCCAGCUGUAUUUGAGACAACACAUGGCGGAGGAGAGCAAGAACGAAUAUGCAGCCCAAUUGCAAAACUUCAACGCUGAACAGUGGAAGCAUUUCAACGUGGCUAUCCCUCAGAUAUUUAAGAAUCUGCAAGACAUGGAUGAACGACGGACGGUCAAGCUUGGUGAGAUGUACCGGAGUUUUGCUGAGGUGGAAAGAAGAGUCGUUCCCAUUAUCUCAAAAUGCUUGGAGGGCAUGGUUACCGCCGCUAAAAAUGUGGACGAGCGUAGAGAUUCUGGGAUUGUAGUGGAGUCAUUCAAGUCAGGGUUUGAACCCCCGGGUGAUUUCCCCUUUGAGGACUUCAGUCAGAACAUCCAGCGAACAGGAUCAGAUGGCACUAUUGGGACCCCCAAGACGGAAGGAAGCAAACCGGACCCCAAACACGCUGUUGGCAGGACCAAAAACAAACUCUGGCUUUUUGGGAAGAAACCGAAGCUUCCCCCAUCCAUCCCUCCCCCUUCCCUCCCGAGUUUUCCCUCUGGCCACUUCCAGCCUCCUAAAUUUUCUACAGAGCGGAUAGCUAACCAUCUAUCCGAAAUGAGAAAUGCAAAAUCUAAGAUCCCAUCCUUCCGAGCUGUGAAAAGAGGGGCACCAACACUAGAGGAUCUCAGCCACCUUCCUCCUGAACAGAGACGCAAAAAACUUCAACAGAGGAUUGAUGAGCUGAAUAAAGAACUGCAGAAGGAAAUGGACCAAAGAGAUGCUCUUAACAAAAUGAAGGAUGUUUAUGAGAAGAAUCCUCAGAUGGGAGAUCCUGGAAGUCUUCAGCCCAAGAUUUCAGAGACCAUAUGCAACAUGGAGAAACUCCGCUCUGAGAUCCAUAAAAAUGAGAGUUGGCUAUCAGAGGUCGAAGGAAAGCACGGAUCUCGUAGUGAACGACGUCCCAGUGCAGAUGUGAACCACCACACACCACACGGCAGAGAGAGCCCUGAAGGCAGUUACACAGAUGAUCACAGUCAGGAGCAUCGGACUCCACCGCAGCCAGACCCACAUGAAUUUGAUGACGAGUUCGACGACGACGAUCCUCUCCCCGCCAUUGGCCACUGCAAAGCUCUCUAUUCUUUUGAUGGUUCUAACGAAGGCACGUUGGUAAUGAACGAGAACGAGGUGCUGUACGUCAUCGAGGAAGAUAAAGGCGACGGAUGGACGCGGGUUCGGAAGCAAGGCGGAGAGGAGGGCUACGUCCCCACGUCUUAUGUGGAGAUCACACUGGAGAAAAACAGCAAAGGUGCGGUCACCUACAUAUGACAUCACCCACGGCAGCACCGCCUAGUUAUGACAUCACACAUGGGGCAGCGUGUGUCAGAGUUACCGUGACUCAUCAAGUGCAGCUCGGCUGACUGCCAUAUGCCUUUGUUCACCAUGUGAGCUCAAGGACAAACACAGACACACUGGCUAAAGUGACUGUUUCCUCUGCACUGUGACUUUGCCGCAGCAGAUACAACCGUAGACCUGUAGAGAUUUGUAUAGCAUUUUAUUGCAUUUUUAAUUAGUGCUUGACGCACUGUUUUUAAUCAGUUUUAUAUAUAGCGCCGGAGCAAACCUGAACAAAACGCGUUGGCUCCUUUUCAAACGUCUGUCUGAGCGGUGAUUUGCUCGAACAACUGUCUCACUCCAAUCAUCUGCUCUUAUGUGUUUUUGCAUGUUGAAAAGUAAAGUAAAAUCAUUGUUUCUGCAGUCGACGUUUCAGUUCAUGCAGUUCUUCCAGCUUUCUCCAAAGUGUUAUUUCCUUGCCGCCAAAUUUUCCUCAUUGCAGCAACAAACCGGUUUAACUUCAGCUUUUCCUGCGAGUGCUGCUCUUUUGUUUAAAUUUGAAGUGGCACGGGUUUCUUUUUUUAAUUUGCGUCCUGGGAUCAAAAGCAUAUAAUAAAUAUGAUCCAAGAUCGACUUGGGCUGGCUCAGUGGCGCCCUCUAUCUUGUUUCCUCUGUCGCUGAUCAAUCUUCGUUGUCGGUGGGCCUGUCAAUGACUCUGUCCUCUCUUUUCUCUGUGGCUACAGGUUCCUGAUUGGAUGAGUGGGGUUCUGUGGUGUUUGGUGGCCGGGACUCACUGCUGUGGGUCUGUUAGUGGGGCGGUGGGGCGAAUUUUAAACCGAGAUCGUGCUGGGGCAAGGUUGCAUGUUUGCAUGCUGUUUGUGUCAUGCCCAUUAACAUCAUUCCAUUGCAGCAGACGUUCCAGGGAAUAUCUGAGAGGGCAUGGGAGAACGGGGGAAGCCGCUCUCGUGCAAUAACGGAGAAGUUAAUAAGAGAGGUUGCCUGGCACUAACAUAUUCAGCGGAGCGUGUGUCUGUUUAUACCGUCAUCUCAUCAUAACAUGCACCUGCAUGAUCCAGCAGCCUUUCAUUCCCCAUUCCGUUCUGACCAGUUGACCCCUUAAUAGGAUUUAACCACUUCUUAUCCCAACCACUUUUUUUUGCGUCUCUUUCUCCGUUGACUCUUCUCUUCCUCAUUGACAUUCCAUGUUAACCGUGAUGUCUCAAAAGCAUGACCAAUCAGAUUAGAGGAAGCAUGGUGCUUGGUAGCCAAUGCGACAGUUCCCACAGCAACAUCCACCCACUGGCCCCGCCCGCCCCCUUUGCCAUAGUCUGGAGGCUGGAAGGAACCGGAUGCAGUUCUGCAUUUGACCAGCAGGGUCCCCUGCAACACCAUACAAAACGAGCAGAGAACCGCCAGCGAGGACCUCGGAACACCAACCAUCAUCUCUGCCUUAAUUACAGGCCUCUGUGUGGAAACAGGGGUCUAUCUGACCCUCAGUGCCCAAAAAACUGCUUGUUUUUGGGCUGCCAGCUCUCUGCGGUGCUUUCUCCAUUUCUCGCCCAGCUCCGUGUCACAUGUGCUAAAAGAACAAGCUCACUGCCUCCUAAACAAAGGACCACACGUCUCCAGAAUCCGAUCUCAAGUGCGUGUAUUUGUGAAUGUGAUUCUUACAUAUAAAAUUGUGUAUGCAUAUUGAUGCAUAUGUAUAUACCUAGUUAGUUUUUAUUAUUAAUCUGUAUGUAUUAACAUCUUUAUUUCAGAAUGAAUGUUUUUUUUUUUGUUUUUUUUAACCGAACGAAUGACUUUCAGGCUUUGCUUUAAAGAACCGUGCUGUAAUCGCUUUGUAACCAGUUCUUCUUCCUGUCUGAACUCUGUUCUCAAUAGGACCCUGGUCUUAACCGAUGCACUUUUUACCCCGUUGCAUUUGAAUUGGAAUUUUAGGGAGUGAAUGAUGUCGGAUUUGAAUGCUUCCUUUUGUGUGAAUGUGUUGUACAGUAAGACAACGUUGACCACUAUAUACUGGGGUUUGUGUUGGAGCAAGAGCAACUGAGAAAUAAAUACCUAUGUCUGUUUGUCUCAUU